Molecule: messenger RNA, 996 nt
Organism: Anisakis simplex (herring worm)
Lineage: Eukaryota; Metazoa; Nematoda; Chromadorea; Rhabditida; Anisakidae
Source: the annotation of a GenBank genome assembly
AUGUCAGCGUUAAUGAUAUCCAAAAUAUCGAGCACCGCUGGAAUUCUUGACGAAAGAAGUGAGUGCGACUUGGUGAGGGUUAGCCAAGCAAGAGGAAGGGAAGUGAGCGCUAAGGUGGCGGUGAAGGAGCAAAUCUCGGUCCAGCCACGCACAAUAUCUUCCUCAUCCACUGAUCAAACCAAUUUUUCAGCCAAUAAUAUUAACUUUUAUAGUCGUCCAUCAGAAGACUUAUCGAAACGAUACUCCCGUCGCGAUAGUGAAAUAAAAGGUUAUUUCAGGACUAAGAGAAAAGGUUAUAAACUUGACGGAAAGAAAUACGUCGGGGCUCAUACAGCCUGCGACGACCACCCGUCUAACGGCUCCAUUGCCGCGCCUUCGGUUCACGCAAGCAAUUCAAUAGUGACGGUAGAAAAACGGGUGGCCGAAGCCGAAUGCACAGUGCCUAUGGCGAAUGGUGAAAAUGCUGCACAAACCAGCGGGACAUGUUCCGAUCGAACGACCAGUGAUGUCGAAAAGAUUCUUCAUAAUCCCAUUCAUAGGAGACCUUUUCAACAAUUUCUUGAGCAACAAUUUUGUGCUGAAAACAUCAACUUCUAUGUGGCGGUUGAAGAAUAUCGUGCCAUCCCUGAUAGUGAGAUGGAAAAACGUUCGAAAGUUGCUCGUCAAAUCUAUGAAAGGCAUUUCACGGCGAAUAGCAUCGAACCAGUGAACAUUGAUAACAGUACGAGUAAAAGCAUAAGGGACGCCGUAUCGGCACAACAGUUCUCUGCACAGCUGUACGAUGUAGCACAGUACCAAAUCUUCCAUCUCCUCAAAUACGAUUGUUGGCCACGAUAUUUACGUGCAGGUGGAGUGGCACCAACGUUUGAUGACCAAGCUACCGGUGAAGAGCAUCCAGGACCAUCAACGCAGUCUUCUCAGGUUUGUUCGUUCAUUUCAGCCGGUUUUGUUUCGUCAUCUUUUCUUAGGUAUUCAUUGUUAUUUACAGCCUUAUAG